UAAAAGUGAAAGUGAGACUGGAGUUCCGGAAUGGGCGAUCAUCGAACUCCAAGGGCUUGUACAAAUAAAGAAACACGAUACCGAGGGUGCUACGGUCAUCGGCGACUUGCACUACUACUCGAGGAAUCGACAUCCGGUGCUUGUGCUCGGCCACCACAUCCUGAACGGGAAGGAAAUGAAACUAAAAACAGCCGAUGGCGGUCAUAGAGAAAGUGAUUGUUGA
Messenger RNA from Arctia plantaginis, 223 nucleotides. The record is from the annotation of a GenBank genome assembly. Lineage: Eukaryota; Metazoa; Arthropoda; Insecta; Lepidoptera; Erebidae.